AUGACCUUCCCCAGGUGGACCUACACUUUGCGGUUAACUACUCAGUCCGCACGUUCCAUGCGAUCUCCCCCAAGGGAGAAACUCAGUGCUGCAUUGAAACCCUUACAGGAGAAACUGAGAAUAUUUGAGGAGUUUAAAGAGAAUUGGGAUAAAACAGCAGAACAUAUAAAGAUUCAGAGUCGUCGCACAGAGACGCAGAUUCAUGAAGAGUUUGAGGAACUUCACCAGCUUCUACAUAAUGAAGAAUCAGCAAGAAUAAGAGCAUUGAGAGAGGAAGAGGAGCAGAAGAGUCAGAAGAUGAAGGAGAAGAUUGAGAAGAUCAAUAGAGACAUUUCAUCUCUUUCACACACAAUCAGAGGUGUAGAGGAGCAGAUGACAGCUGAAGAUGUUUCAUUCCUACAGGUGCUUCAAUCUUCACUCCAAUAUAUGAGGCUAAUUUUCAAUUAUGUCAAUCAUGUCAAUCAUGUGUUUGUGUCUCAACAGAACUUGAAGAGCACGCUGGAGAGAGUUCAGUGUGGAGCGUCAGAUCCAGAGAACAUCUCAGGAAUGAUGAUCAAUGUUGCAAGACAUCUCAACAACCUGAAGUUUACCGUCAUACACAAGAUGAACGACAAUGCUCAAUACACUCCUGUGACUUUAGAUCCAAACACUGCUCACUCUAAACUCCUCGUGUCUGAUGAUCUGAUGAUUGUGAGAUACAGUGAAGAAGCAUCAGAUCUGAUUCCUGAUAAUCCAGAGAGAUAUCGGGAUUCUGUGUAUUUUGUGGGUUCAGAGAGUUUGAGAUCAGGAAUUCACUGCUGGGAUGUUCAGGUUGGAGAUAACACAGACUAG
Messenger RNA from Triplophysa dalaica, 831 nucleotides. Its product is annotated as E3 ubiquitin-protein ligase TRIM35-like. The record is from RefSeq and is a predicted model, not a curated record. Lineage: Eukaryota; Metazoa; Chordata; Actinopteri; Cypriniformes; Nemacheilidae. The transcript is spliced from 5 exons. The coding region runs from base 1 to 831 and encodes 276 amino acids.